Neopsephotus bourkii (Bourke's parrot) is the source of this 3990-nucleotide messenger RNA. It is a transcript of the gene PPP1R12B, whose product is annotated as protein phosphatase 1 regulatory subunit 12B. The record is from RefSeq and is a predicted model, not a curated record. Gene Ontology annotation, biological process: signal transduction. The transcript has 26 exons. Gene Ontology annotation, molecular function: enzyme inhibitor activity; protein kinase binding; phosphatase regulator activity. Bases 105 to 3248 code for a protein of 1047 amino acids. NCBI's taxonomy places the organism in Eukaryota, Metazoa, Chordata, Aves, Psittaciformes, Psittacidae. Gene Ontology annotation, cellular component: Z disc; A band; cytoplasm.
GCGGCGGCGGCGGUGGGGGCGUAUCGAAGAUGGCGGCGGGGGCGCUGCGCCCCGCUCCCGGCUGAGGCGCGGUGCGGUCCCUGCGCCUCAGUGCGGCGGCGGCGAUGUCAGAGCCGGAGCACCUGGGCGGGAAGCGGGCCGAGUCGGCGCGGCUGCGGCGGGCCGAGCAGCUGCGGCGCUGGAAGGGCUCCCUGACCGAGCAGGAGCCCGUGGCGCCGGGGGGCGGCCGGGGCCGACACCGCGGCGAUGGGGGGUCCCGCGUCCGUUUCGAGGAAGGCGCUGUCUUCCUGGCCGCCUGCUCCAGCGGGGACACCGAGGAGGUGAAGCGGCUGCUGGGCCGCGGCGCCCGCAUCAACACCACCAACGUGGACGGGCUGACAGCCCUGCACCAGGCCUGUAUAGAUGAGAACCUGGACAUGGUGAAGUUCCUUGUAGAAAAUGGAGCUGAUGUCAACCAGCAAGACAACGAGGGCUGGACCCCUCUUCAUGCCGUGGCAUCGUGUGGCUAUCUGAACAUAGCAGAGUUCUUAAUUAGUCAUGGAGCCAACGUGGCAGCUGUGAACAGUGAAGGUGAGGUCCCAUCAGACAUCGCAGAGGAAGCAGCCAUGAAGGACCUGCUUCUGGAACAAGUAAAGAAACAAGGUGUAGACCUAGACCUGGCAAGAAAAGAAGAGGAGCAGCAGAUGCUGCAGGAUGCCCGACAGUGGCUGAACAGUGGGAGGAUUGAGGAUCCAAAGCAGCCUCGCACGGGUGCCACGGCUCUUCACGUCGCUGCAGCGAAGGGCUACUCUGAAGUCAUGAGGCUCUUGAUCCAGGCUGGGUUUAAUUUGAAUGUCCAGGACAGUGAUGGCUGGACGCCACUCCAUGCUGCUGCACACUGGGGAGUCAAGGAAGCUUGCUCCAUCCUGGCUGAGGCCCUGUGCGAUAUGGACAUCAGGAACAAGCUGGGCCAGACGCCGUUCGACGUGGCUGAUGAGGGACUGGUGGAGCAUUUAGAAAUGCUGCAGAAGAAACAGACUGUGUUGCGAAGUGAGAAGGAGACGAGGAAUAAACUGAUUGAAGCUGAUAUGAAUGGCAAGCCUCAAAGCAGACUCUUCCCCAACAAGGAGAAGAUUCUGUAUGAGGAAGACACACUGAAGUCCAUGGAGAUGGAGGAAGAGAACAAGGACUCUAGCAGUUCUAGUUCUGAAGAGGAGGAAGAAGCUGAAGAAGAUGAAGUUUCAGAAUCAGAUGCUGAAAAGGAAUCAGAAAGGAAGGAAGAGCCCUUUGCCAACCACUCCAGCCAUGAAACCAGGCCUAGCAUCACUGAGCAAAUACCACCACCUGAGCCCAACUCCUUCACUGCAUCUGCCAGAAGAUUCAGUUGGCUCAGCAAGGCCGAGGAGCAGAAGGACGAGUCGCCUUCGUCGUGGCGGCUGGGGCUGCGGAAGACGGGCAGUCACAACAUGCUGAGCGAAGUCGCUGCUACUCGGGAGGCACAGAGAGAUAAAACUGCUUCUAUCUAUCGCUCUUCCUCGAGCCCUCGCAUCUCUGCACUGUUGGACAGCAAAGAAAAGGAUAAAGACAACAAGAGCUAUUUUGCCACAAUAGCCCCCAGAAGACUAAGCAGUACGAGUGAUAUAGAAGAAAAAGAAAACAGGGAAUCAGCUGUUAACCUGGUGCGGAGCGGCUCCUACACGCGGCAGCCAUGGAGGGAUGAGUCAAAGGGAAAUGAAGCUCCUCAUUCUGGUGCACCUACUACCUACGUGUCUACCUACUUGAAAAGUGCUUCAUUUGGUAGAAGUAGUGACCUCAACAGUCCCUACAUUUCAGCCAGUCGCAAUACAUCUCUAGCUACCUCACCCACUACCACUGGUUCAUCUACCUCACUGGGCACCCCGUGGCAACCUGUCUCUUCCUGCCCCACAUCUCUCAGUGUGAACACUACUGCAUCAGCCUGCCAGUAUACCAGAGCCCCUUUCAGGCAACAAACUGAUUCUGCUGCAGAGAAAAAUACAGAGGGCAUCUCUGCUAGCACCCCCCUAGGUGUAAUCACAAACCGCGCUGUACUGGGCUCUGCUAACAGCAUUGCGAAUGCCGGCGCUGCCUCACCCGCAGGGAAGGACUUCUCAGCUGAGGAAGCCAGGGAGCGCCGAAGGUCAUAUCUGACUCCAGUGCGGGAUGAGGAAGCGGAAUCCUUGAGGAAGGCACGAUCCAGGCAGGCCCGGCAGACCCGCAGGUCCACACAGGGUGUGACCCUGACGGACCUUCAGGAGGCUGAAAGAACCUUCAGCCGGUCCCGGGCAGAGCGGCAAGCACAGGAGCAGCAGAGUGGGACAGCCGAGAGCACCGAGCCUGCUGAGGACAGCAGCGAGAGGCAGGAGACCCGCUCGCGGUGGAGCAGGAAUACAGAUGAGGAGACUGUCUAUCGGCGAUUAAGGUGCCCAGUACAACCAGACAAACCUACGACACCUCUGUCUCCUUCAACAUCAGCACCUCUCCUUUUUACAAGUUCAUACCUGACUCGAACAAAUAAGUAUCUAGGUCUUGACCCUGCAAACCCAGCAGACUUCAGAGGUGCAGCCACAGAGAUGGAGAAGAAUGAGUGUGAAGAUCAGGAUUUGGACGACAGAUCUCUGAACAAACAGUCGAUCCGGGAGAGGCGGCGGCCAAAAGAGAGGCGAAGAGGCACCGGCAUCAUUUUCUCAACAAAAGACGAUGGUGAUGAAGUUGAUGGAAAUGAGGAAGUGAAGGAAACUCGGCAUGAAAGACUUUCCAGGUUGGAAGCAGCUACGAACCCUACCAGCAGCGAGUCCUACAGCGACCGUGCCUCCAGCCGCUCCAGCGCCUACAGCCGGAGGGAGAACCGGUUGGCUGCCCUCAGCAGCAGAGCAGAAGAGGAGAGUAACAGGGACUACAAAAGAUUAUAUGAGAGCGCCCUGUCCGAAAAUCAAAAGCUGAAGUCAAAACUACAAGAAGCCCAGCUUGAGUUGGCCGACAUCAAAUCCAAGUUGGAGAAAGCAACCCAGCAGAAACAGGAGAAAACUUCGGACCGGUCCAGCAUGCUGGAGAUGGAGAAAAGGGAGAAGCGAGCCCUGGAGCGGAAACUCUCAGAAAUGGAAGAGGAGAUGAAGAAUCUCCACCAGCUCAAACAGAUUCACACUCUGAGGCAGAUGAAUGAGCAACUGCUGGCUGAAAACAGGGCUCUGACCCGGGUCGUAGCCAGGCUUUCUCUGCCUGCCAAGCCCUCCGAAUCAGAGGAGCUGUAGCUGCUUUCCCUCCGGCUCAUCUCGCCUCCCUCUUCCACUCUUCCAGAUUUUGACAGAGCUGAAGUCAGACAACCAAAGGCUGAAGGACGAGAACGGAGCCCUCAUUCGUGUCAUCAGCAAGCUCUCCAAAUAGGAAUCCUGAGCACAGGCAGGACGAAGAGGGGAGCCCUCACGAGCUGCCAACCCCACCACCGAGCCCUACCCCCCUUUUUCCUCCUCUCACGUACAGCGUUUCAGCCUGGGAUCAACCAGUCACCCCUGCCAUGCCCUGCCCUGCCCUGUGCUGUACAUCCCUUUCCUGCCCCGAUUCCCAUCACAGCACCCCUCUGCCAUUGGAUUGUUUUUAAUUUAAGCAUGUUGUGGUGUCUCGGACAUUUUAUUCAAGGGAGAAGAGAAACGUGAGGAUUGGGUUUGAGCUGCUGAAACUUCUUCUUCCAAAGCCCAGUGUUUGGUGUUGGACUCCAGGCUGGAAAUAGGCAGCUCCUGCUUUACAAAAGUGAUGCCUGAAGAGCUGGUCCAGCACAUGCAAGCCCUUUACAGGUGGGAAAUGUGACCGUGGGCUGGGACUCUUGAGGAUGCACAUCACCCCACCUGAGAUGUGAGCCUCUGGUUGGAAUGUGAUGCUGUGAAAGCCACCAGAGCUGAUUUCUGACACAGGCCGACCACAGCUGCUUUGCACAGAGACUUCCUUCUCCUUUCACCCCAGGAGACCGAGUCUUUUAUUUAAUACAAGGUUUGGAGC